This is a messenger RNA of Cucumis sativus (cucumber), 515 nucleotides long. RefSeq lists its product as uncharacterized. NCBI's taxonomy places the organism in Eukaryota, Viridiplantae, Streptophyta, Magnoliopsida, Cucurbitales, Cucurbitaceae. The record is from RefSeq and is a predicted model, not a curated record. Bases 65 to 376 code for a protein of 103 amino acids. The transcript is spliced from 3 exons.
GAUUUUAUUUGGUGCGGGUAGUUCUGCCAACUUAACUUCAACAACAUGGGUAAAGGAAAAAACUAUGGGGUUUCAACCACGAAGCGUGUCCACGCAAAAGGCAGAAGUUGUGCCCACGUUUUUCUUAAGAUCUACCAACAUUUCUCUAUGCGUUGAUAAAGGCCAAAAUUCUUGUAGCGCCGAUCUUCUCCAAAGAGGUCACAGAUUUUCAAGGCAAUGGUUGUUCAUUUUAGAGAAAAUGGAAAUCAAUGGUAGCAAUCCUCAUUUGAAUGGAAAUGGGAAUCAUUCUUCAGGCGAUUCAAAGGUUGCCUUAAAUGGAAAGUCUAGUAAGAUGCCCACAUUCAUCAAUCACGACGACUCAAUGUUGCCGACAUAGGUUGAAGACGCAUUUGACGUAGACGACGAUGACAAGACAAUGAUGUCAUAAGAAAAUGCUUAAUUUGUAAAUCUAUUUUUUUAUUCAUAUAAAUUUCAAUUUAAAUGUAGAAUUAUACGAAAAUGCAUUUUUAUUUGCA